This is a messenger RNA of Herpailurus yagouaroundi (jaguarundi), 3870 nucleotides long. Its product is annotated as maestro heat-like repeat family member 5. NCBI's taxonomy places the organism in Eukaryota, Metazoa, Chordata, Mammalia, Carnivora, Felidae. Gene Ontology annotation, cellular component: cytoplasm. The record is from RefSeq and is a predicted model, not a curated record.
GAUAAGGCUGCCCCACUGGGCAUGAGGACAGAGCUGGAAGCUGGGGCCUGUGGGUUCUCCGGACCACACCCCAACACGGACAAGCAGAAUUCGGAACAGUCACGCAGCCACGCCUCGGCCGAUAGGAUGUCGUCAGCCGUGUCCCAGAACCCCAGAAUGUCCUCCCAUGUCUCCAAAUCCAUGAAAGAGUUGUCUUACCUGAAGGUACCUCAGGACCCUUCCUGCAAAGACAGACAGGGACACCCAACCACCAUCAUUCUCUGCAAGUCACAGAGCAGCCAGGUUGCCGUGGGGCCCAAGGAGCACAACAUGUUCAUGGAAGAAACCUACAGUGCGGCCAUUUGCUUCAAGAUGCUCCAGGACCUGAAUGGUUCAGACCCUCGAGGCCUGAAGUACAUCAUUAAGAAGAUCAAGAACAUGGCUCACGAGGCCCCCAACCUGGUGCUGGAAACUAUCCAUGACUACUUUGUGAACAACCCAGAGAGACUCCAAAGUCAUUGCGGACAUGAGACCUUUACCCGCACGCAGUCUUCUGCAGAGUCCCCCGUGCGUCUGCCCGCCCCGCAGUUCCCCAAGAAGCUGGAAGAGGUAUACCAGGACGCGGCCAGCAACGUGCUGCUGGCCAUCUGUAGGCCGUGGCAGGUGGUGGCCCAGCACCUGGAGACGGAGGUCCUGACAGGCGUCUUCCCGCACCGCAGCCUGCUCUACGUGAUGGGCAUCCUGACCUCUAACGAGUCAAUCUUCCAGAAGGGAGAGAAGGCAUGCUGGGAAAAGCAGCUGGCCCAGAUGGCGGGAAAGUCCGUCCAGUUCCUGAACAUGGACAAGUGGUCCAAGGAGCUGUUGUCGGCACUCACCAAGCCUGACCAGACGCAUCAGGAACAGCCCCCGGAGAAGACCUUUCUGUUCAUCUACUACGGGCUGAUCCUUCAAAACGAGGACAAUGCCACCACUGUCAGGACACACCUGAGAACCCUCCUGGACACAUCCCACCAGUGGCCCAAGCAGCGGGAGGGUAUCGCGCUCACCGUCGGGCUGGCCGCGACCCGCCACCUGGACCACGUCUGGGCCGUCCUAGAGCAGUGUGGCCGGAGCACACCCGUUAAAUGGAGCCUCCACAGCUUCUGCCUGAAGGGUCAGAAAUCAGAGGACCCAAAGUGGAGGUGGGCCAGCAGCACCAUGCUCCUCGCCUACGGUCAGAUGGCGGUCAAGGCCAAGGCGCACAUCCUCCCGUGGGUGGACAACAUCUUGUCACGGAUGGUCUUCUACUUCCACUACAGCUCCUGGGACGAGACCUUGAAGCAGAGCUUCCUCACCGCCAUCUUCAUGCUGGUGGGGGCCAUCAGCCGCAAUGAGGGGGCCCACAGCUACGAGUUCUCCCAGAUCUCAGAGCUUCUUGAGUGUCUGAUGGUCUUGAUGGAGAAGGAACCCCAGGACACACUGUGCACGUCAACUUGCCAGCAGACCAUUCACAUCAUCUCCAGCCUCUGUAAACUGAGGCCGCCCCUGGACUUGAAGAGGAAAUCACGGCUUCUGUCCGUCUGCCUCCGCAGUGUGUUCGCCCUGCCACUGAUGGACGUCCUGAAGAAACACACCUGCCUCUUCCUGGAGCCACCCAACAUACAGACCCUCUACAACAAGACCUUGGAGGCCCUGGACCAGAUGCUGCAGAGCCUCAUCAUGCAGAACCCUACGGCCGACGAGCUGCACUUCCUGCUGUCGCACAUGUACACCUGGCUGGCGUCGGAGAAGACACACGAGCGGCAGCGGGCUGUGCACAGCUGCGUGGCCCUCCUCGGAUUCCUGAGCCACGACCUCUACCUGGAUACAAAAGAGGACUUCAGGAGGACUGGGCAGCUGGUGGGCGUGCUGGGGAUUUUGUGCCAGGACCCUGACAAGGCCACCCGGCACUCCAGCCUGGAAGGGGUGGGCCACCUCUACCAGCUCCUGAUGCGCCAGAGAGCGAGGGAACUUCCAAACGUGGAGGCGCAGGCCCCCAAGCAGCUCUCCCAGGCCAGCGAGGAUGGGGCCCCCAUCUGGAGCAGCGGAGACCAGCAGACAGCUCCCCCCACCCCCCGUGAGAUGGCAUUCCCGAAGGACCACAUCUUCCAGCUUGGCAGCUCCCAAGUCAUCAAGGAGGUCAUGAAGCAUCUCACGGUGGCAGAGCUGACCGACCUCAUCUGGACAGCCAUCGACGGACUGGGAUCCCCCAGCUCCUUCCGCGUGCAGGCGGCCGCCGACAUGCUGCUCCUCGCCAUCCAGGAGCACGGGGCCGAGCUGGAGACGGUUGCCAAGCUGGGCCGAGCCAUUCACUUGCAGCUCUGCUCUGUCCACAUCCCCCAAGCCAAGGAAGUCGCCCUGCACGCCAUCACCCUGCUAGCCCGGAACCACACCUCGGAGCUGGUGACCACCUUCCUGGACCCCUCCCUAACCUUGGACAGGUGCCCGGCCCCACCCUCCAUCCUCCCCCCGGCGGGGAACAGGGCCCCACCCCCAGCUCUUCCCUCCUGCCUGCCCCCUCACGGCGCACAGGGACCCCCCACAGGCCUGGAGGAGCGCCCUCUGCAGGACCCACAGGACCACUCCCACUCACCGGUGCGCGCCUUCGUGGCCACCUCCGCCUACCGCCAAACACAAACUGCACCGGCAAGGGGCGCGGCCGUCCUGAUCCGCUCCUCCUUGUUCGCUGUGCACCCCUGCCCCUGGGCGCUGCCCUCCUGGGAGGGUCUGCGCGGCCACCACCUUACUCCAGCCGGCAGGCACACCCCACCCUUUGAGGGCACGACCCACAGACACAGCUUCUGGGGGGCAGACCAGGGCAGGAGCACAGCUGCCCUGUGCGCAGAGCUGGGGCGGGAUCCCAGCGGAGUUAGGGGGACUAUGCCGGGCAGACACCCAGGCCGGGACGGGGGCUGGGGAGGGGCAUCGGAGGGAGGGCCUGAGAUUGUUCCGGGUCCAACCCACAGGGCCGGGGUAGGGCGCAGGAGCCCCCACUCCUGGCACGCUCGGCCCACCGGCGCCCCUGCCCCCCAGGGAAGCCUGCUCCAAAGACAGAUGCCGGCCUUUCUCAACGGCUUCUUCCAGAACAGCGAGCAGGUGGUUGUGCGGGUCAUGGGCACCGUGUCGGACGUGCUGCACCGCCUGGGCGCCAACGGCGCAGCCGCGCAAAGCCUGGUGGCCAUCAACGCCCGCUCCUUUUUCGACGACGAGCGGGACGGGAUCCGGGCGGCGGCCAUGGCGUUGUUCGGGGACCUGGUGGCAGCAGCGGCAGGCAGGGAGCUGAUCGGCCUGCGAACCCAGGUGCACCAGAGCCUGGUGCCCCUGCUCCUGCACCUGAAGGACCGCUGUCCGGCCGUCGUCACGCAAGCCAAGUUCGCCCUGUACCGCUGCGCGGUGCUGCUCCGCUGGCGGCUUCGGCACACCCUCUUCUGCACGCUGGCCUGGGAGAGGGGCCUCAGCGCCCGCCACUUCCUCUGGACCUGCCUGAUGACCCACAGCCAGGAGGAGUUCAGCAUCCACUUGGCGCAGGCCCUCAGCUACCUGCACAGCCGCCACCACCACAUCAAGACCUGGGCUGCGCUCUUCAUAGGGUACAACAUCUGCUACCACCCCCAGGCCGUGUCCCAGGUGGUGAACAGCAUGGACACAAACCUGUUGCUCUGCACUUUUGAAGAUCUCAAAAGAGACCCAGAGCCCGGCAUCCGGGAAUUUGCCAGCAGGCAGCUGUCUUUCCUUCAGGAGAUGGCCGCCAGACCGCAGUGACCUCCAGCCGUCCUCCCUCACCCUCCUCCUCCCCUGUGCCCACCGAAUUGGUCAACCCUGCCCCGUCCACACGGAGCUUGGAUGCAUAAGAUGUUUCCAUUUGAAAAAAAG